Molecule: messenger RNA, 486 nt
Organism: Penicillium canariense
Lineage: Eukaryota; Fungi; Ascomycota; Eurotiomycetes; Eurotiales; Aspergillaceae
Product: holo-ACP synthase
Exons: 1
Coding region: 1-486 (161 amino acids)
Biological process (GO): fatty acid biosynthetic process
Molecular function (GO): magnesium ion binding; holo-[acyl-carrier-protein] synthase activity
Source: RefSeq, a predicted model, not a curated record
AUGAAACCGCUUCCCUUCCCCCUCGCCCUGAACAUCGGCACCGACAUCGUCCACCUCCCCCGCAUCGCCCGCCUCCUCCAGCGCGCAAACUACCUCACCCGCUUCACGCAGCGCAUCCUCAGCGACCAAGAACAGCGUGACUUCCAAGCGCGCUUCCGAGACACGCUCCGCCCCCACAACUACGCACCCUCACCCCUGUCCCCCCCGCAAACCCUGGUCACGCCCGACAUGACGCGCUGGCUAGCCGGCCGCUUCGCCGCAAAGGAGGCCGCACGCAAAGCCGCGCCGGGCGGGGCAGCGUCUAUCGGGUGGAAAGACGUGGUCGUGUGGGUGGAGGACGAGCCUGCGCAGGCGCAGGCCGAGGGCACGAGUCGCCGGCCGCAGAUCGUGUACCUGGGGGCAGGCGAGGCGGAGGAUCGGCUUGGGCAGCUGUCUAUCUCGCAUGACGGCGAGUAUGUGGUGGCCACGGUGUUGGCGGCUGGGUGA